Chelonus insularis is the source of this 1067-nucleotide messenger RNA. RefSeq names its product U11/U12 small nuclear ribonucleoprotein 35 kDa protein-like. The transcript has 3 exons. Bases 279 to 851 code for a protein of 190 amino acids. The record is from RefSeq and is a predicted model, not a curated record. Gene Ontology annotation, cellular component: U12-type spliceosomal complex; precatalytic spliceosome. Lineage: Eukaryota; Metazoa; Arthropoda; Insecta; Hymenoptera; Braconidae. Gene Ontology annotation, molecular function: mRNA binding; snRNA binding. Gene Ontology annotation, biological process: mRNA splicing, via spliceosome.
UUAGAAUGUAAAAAGAAGUCAGUUUCCAUCAUAAAUAGUAGUUAAAAUUAAAAAUAUUAUAAUUUCGUUUUUUAUCUAAUAUCAUUCUUUUAUUUUGGUAAGAAAACUAGUUUACAGAACAUCCAAUAUUAUUGAUCUUGCUAUUUUUAAACAAUAAACAACAAAAAUCUCCCAUCCAUCACCAUCCACUGCACAAAACAUGUCUGAAGUAAACAUAGAUUUUACCAUUUAUGAGCAUUGAAGAAAUAGAAUUUGAAACAGGAAAUGGUAGCUGUUAAAUGGUAGUUAAUCUGUCAGUAAAAAUGUCGAAAGAUGUGAUGAAAAAUUGGAGUCCCUAUGCAAAAGUUUAUGAACCUCUUAAAGCUGGAAGUAUUGAUGGUACUGAUACAGAACCUCAUGACAGAGCUAUUACACGUGCAAUUAGGUCUUAUUAUGCACCUCCACCGCAGUUUGCUUGUAAAUCAGUACCAUCACGUACGCUAUUUGUUGCUCGAUUUAGUCCCAAAACUACCAAACAACAUUUGAUUGAGCUAUUUUCAACGGUUGGUGAAGUAAUAUCAGCCAAAAUAAUCGUUGAUAUUGUAACGGGACAGUCUCAGUGUUAUGGAUUUGUUGAAAUGUCUACUGAUGAUGAAACUAGAAGAGCUGUUAGACGAUUAAAUGAGGCCAGUUUAAAGGGGUAUAAGAUAUUUGUUGAUUUUGAAUGUGGAAGAACUAUGGAAGGUUGGAAGCCUAGAAGAUUAGGUGGAGGUUUUGGUGGAAGAAAAGAAUCUGGUCAACUAAGGUUUGGAGGACGAGAUCGACCAUUUAAGAAGCCUAUCAUAACUAAUAUCAAAUCCAAUCAGAAGUGAUACCACAUAGUAAGAAUAUUAUAUUACAUAUCUAUCAUAAAUAUCCAAUGUCUGAUCUAACAUUAUACGGACCAUAAACUUCAUUUUUUCAAAAACUCUAAACGUCAGAGAGAAAAUUUAUUUGUACAUAUGUCUUGCCUAGAUCAAAGUUAACCAAAAAAAAAGUAUGUGGCACUAUUUCAAUUCUAAUGUAAAAUAAAACUUAAUUCAAUUUUC